AUGUCAGAGUUUUUUUUCUUUUCUCCUCCUCCUUCCUCUUCUUCUUCCUUGCUCCAUCCACCAUCCUUCGGCCAAAUUCCAGACCUGCUGCCCCGCUCCGGCUCCGCCCGCCCCUACCCCGGCCCCGCUCGUGCCUCGCCGUCCCCGGUCUCUGCCCUCGCCGCGCCGCCCCCGCCCCGGCUCCGUCCGCUCCGCCCCCCAGGCUCCGCCCGCACCGCCUCGGCGCCGCCCGCCCCAGCCCACGCCCGCGGCACGCCGCCCCGGCCACGGCCCCGGCCCUGCCCGCCCCAGCCCUGCCCGCGCCAGUGUCGCCCCGUCCCGACUCUCGCCCGCGCUACGCCGCCCCCGCCCCGGCUCCGCCCGGCCGGGCCCCCGCCCGCGCCACCUAGCCUCGGCCCCGCCCUCGCUGGCCACGCCCGCGCCGCUCCUCCCCGGCCACGCCUGCUCCGCCCAGCAGCAAGCUCACCCUGCCCCACGCGAGCUCAAGCUGCCCACGAGCUCGCCCCGCCCGCGCCGCUCCACGCCGCAGCGAGCUCGCCUCGCCCCGCCCCGUGCCGCCCCAUGCUGUCGCGAGCUCGCCGAAAUUUGGUUGACAUUCGGCCGGAUUUUAUCGAAUUUGGUCCUAUUUCGGUAGUUUUCCGGCGGAAGUGCACUGUUUGGAGCUGA
This is a messenger RNA of Lolium perenne, 666 nucleotides long. The record is from RefSeq and is a predicted model, not a curated record. NCBI's taxonomy places the organism in Eukaryota, Viridiplantae, Streptophyta, Magnoliopsida, Poales, Poaceae.